ACUCUUCGGAUCGUAUCGGUGAGUGCCUUUCCGCCCAUCAGCCGACACUCCCAACUUCACCAGCCGAGUGCGCGGGGAAGAAGUCGAUUUAUUGUACUUUUCCGGUGGGAGUAUUGUUGAACUUGCUGAGACAGAUCUGCAGCCAUCAUGGUUAGCAUCCCAGAAUACUACGCAGGGAAAAAGGUGCUUCUGUCUGGAGCAACUGGCUUCAUGGGAAAGGUGCUCCUGGAGAAGCUGCUGAGGUCCUGCCCGGAGGUCGGAGCCAUCUAUGUGAUGGUCAGGUCGAAAGCGGGGCAGAGCCCUCAGGCCCGGGUCGCUGACAUGACCAACUGCAAGCUGUUUGAAAAAUUGCAAGCAGAGCAGCCAGACUUUGCAGAGAAGAUCAUAGCAGUGAACAGUGACCUCACUCUGCAAGAGCUGGACCUGAGCAAAGAGGAUCAGAGCGUCCUGGUGGAAAACGUCAACAUCGUCUUCCACUGCGCCGCCACCGUCCGCUUUAAUGAGCCUCUCAAAGAUUCAAUGCAGCUGAAUGUCCUGGCCACGCAAAAGAUGUUGGCUCUGGCCCACAGGAUGAAGCACCUGGAGGUUUUUCUUCACGUCUCCACAGCUUACGCCCACUGUGACAGAGACGUCAUCGAGGAAGUCAUCUACCCUCCCCCUGUAGACUACCGCAAACUCAUUGAUACUCUAGGCUGGAUGGAUGAUGAUCUGGUGUCAACACUGACUCCUAAACUGAUUGGAGAGCGUCCCAACACCUACACGUUCACCAAAGCUCUGGCUGAGUAUCUGGUGCUGCAGGAGGCGGGAGACCUCAACAUCGCCAUCGUCAGACCCUCCAUUGUUGGAGCUAGCUGGCAAGAGCCCUUCCCUGGUUGGAUUGACAACUUCAAUGGGCCCAGUGGAAUAUUUAUUGCAGCUGGAAAGGGGAUCCUGCGUACGAUGAGAGCAUCUAAUGAUGCCGUGGCAGACCUGGUACCAGUAGAUGUGGUUAUAAACACCACUCUGUCUGCAGCUUGGUUCUCUGGAUCACAGAGGGUGAACAGAUCUAAAAACAUCCUGGUGUACAACUGCACAACGGGUGGGAUCAACCCGUUUCACUGGGGGGAAGUCGAGUACCAUGUAAUAUCCACAUUCAAGAGGAACCCCCUUGAACAGGCUUUCCGCAGGCCAAAUGUUAAUCUAACAUCCAAUCACCUAAUCAAUCAGUACUGGAUUACCGUGAGCCACAAGGCUCCAGCCUUCCUCUAUGAUCUGUACCUCAGGCUGAUUGGACGAGAGCCCAGAAUGAUGAAGACGAUCACUCGCCUCCACAAAGCCAUGAUGGUGCUGGAGUAUUUCACCAGCCAUUCAUGGGUCUGGAACACAAACAACGUGACCAUGCUGAUGUCCCACAUGAGCCCCGAGGAUAAAAAGGUGUUUAACUUUGACGUACGUCAGCUGCACUGGGCAGAGUACAUGGAAAGUUACUGUAUGGGAACCAAGAAAUACGUCCUGAAUGAGGAGCUCUCGGGGCUGCCGGCUGCACGCAAACACCUCAACAAGCUGAGAAACAUCCGUUACACCUUCAACACCGUCCUGGUGGUGUUCAUAUGGCGCAUCUUUAUAGCCCGGUCCCAGAUGGCCCGAAACAUCUGGUACUUUGUGGUGAGCCUCUGUUUCAAAUUCCUCUCGUACUUCCGAGCGUCCUCCACCAUGAGAUAAUGAGCAGAGUUUGGGGCGGAGAGAUGGAGGAACGCAGAAAACGACGCCGGCUGCGGACGAUGAGAGGUGUCUGCACCCAAAGCUCCGGUUUCCCUGAUGAGCAAAUAAAGAAAACAAAACGCCAUGGACACACACAAAGAAGAGCUCUGGGGCGAGACCGGAGUCUGCAGCGGCCUAAGACGGUGAAUAUCUCUCUGUCACUUGAUCAAACCCAGGAUUUGUCUCUCAGGCUCAUCAUAGAAAAGACUUCUGAACGUUUGAGCUCCUCUGGUGCCACAUUUUCUUCUGCUCACUUCUUGAAAAGCUAUGCAUCAGAUGACGCUCCGCUCCAAAGCUACA
Molecule: messenger RNA, 2040 nt
Organism: Nematolebias whitei (Rio pearlfish)
Lineage: Eukaryota; Metazoa; Chordata; Actinopteri; Cyprinodontiformes; Rivulidae
Gene: far1
Product: fatty acyl CoA reductase 1
Exons: 13
Coding region: 148-1701 (517 amino acids)
Biological process (GO): long-chain fatty-acyl-CoA metabolic process
Cellular component (GO): peroxisome
Molecular function (GO): alcohol-forming very long-chain fatty acyl-CoA reductase (NADP+) activity
Source: RefSeq, a predicted model, not a curated record